This is a messenger RNA of Ascochyta rabiei, 1458 nucleotides long. RefSeq names its product Complex III assembly protein translocase and chaperone. The record is from RefSeq and is a predicted model, not a curated record. Gene Ontology annotation, molecular function: ATP hydrolysis activity; ATP binding. Gene Ontology annotation, biological process: mitochondrial respiratory chain complex III assembly; protein insertion into mitochondrial inner membrane from matrix. The transcript has 2 exons. Lineage: Eukaryota; Fungi; Ascomycota; Dothideomycetes; Pleosporales; Didymellaceae. Gene Ontology annotation, cellular component: mitochondrial inner membrane. Bases 1 to 1458 code for a protein of 485 amino acids.
AUGGACUCCAAUGACCCAAAAUCGCAGCUGGUGAAGCAACUCACCACGGGCAGCGGUAGCAAUGCCGGGUCGCUGUACGCACAAUUCACCGAGAAUCCGUUCUUCACUGCCGGCUUUGGACUCGCAGCGUUGGGCGUCGCGGCACGUACAGGCCAGAAGGGACUCCAGCAUGGCGCCGCGUUGUUGCGACGCCGUAUGCUCAUCGACCUCGAGAUCACACGCCACGACGAUGCCUAUCCUUGGCUCCUCCAGUGGAUGACGACGUAUCAUAGGGCACAGUUGACGGGUGCGCAACGCUCGACGGGCGUAUCAGCUGCGCCAGCCGGCUUGCUCACCAAAGUGCUCAACCGCAUCGACCCGCGCAUGCACCAUCUCCAAGUUCGAACCUCGGCGCCUCAGGAUGGCCCGGCGCUCGCGGCGCACUUCUCCUUUGUACCUGGGCCCGGUCGACACUUCAUGCGCUACAAGAACGCGUUCCUGCUCGUCGAUCGACAGCGCACGCGCGAUGCUUUCGACAUGCGAGACGGAACCCCCUUUGAGACGAUCAGCCUUACCACCCUCUACUCGCACCGCAGUGUGUUCGAAGACAUAUUCGCUGAAGCGCACCAACUGUACCAGCAGUCACAAGAGGGCAAGACGGUCAUCUACAAUUCCAUGGGCACCAGCUGGCAGCCUUUUGGACAGCCGAAGCGCAAGCGCCCUCUAGACUCGGUAGUCCUGGAGGCUGGCGUCAAGGAGAGGAUUGUUGAGGACAUGGAGGCUUUCAUCUCCUCGCGCGCAUGGUAUCUCGACCGCGGCAUACCAUACAGGCGAGGCUAUCUGCUCUACGGCCCCCCGGGCACUGGCAAGAGCUCCUUCAUUCAAGCUGUGGCGGGGCAUCUGGACUUCAACAUUGCCAUUCUCAACGUCAGCGAGCGCGGUCUUACAGACGAUCGCCUCAACCACCUGUUGACCAACGUGCCACGGCGGACUGUGGUGCUCCUCGAAGACGUAGACGUUGCGUUCAUGAACAGGAAGACGCCGGGAGCAGAUGGCUUUGCCAGUGCUUCCGUGACAUUCUCUGGACUACUCAAUGCUCUCGAUGGCGUUGCUAGUGCUGAAGAGCGCAUAAUCUUUCUCACGACUAACCACGUCGAGAGACUAGACGAGGCUCUGGUGCGCCCCGGGCGCGUUGACAUGACUGUCAGGCUUGGCGAAGCUACGAAGCACCAGAUCGAGCAGCUAUGGGAUAGAUUCUACGCCGAGUUCGAUGCAGGCGGUGAAGCCAAGCAGAGGUUCAUGGCCAAGGUCACGGAAUUGGGGCUGGCCGACUCGGUGAGUACUGCAGCGCUGCAGGGUCUUUUCUUGUAUAACAAAGACGAUGUCGAGGGCGCCAUCAGCAUGGUCUCGGGCCUCACCGCUGGGCGCAGUCAACGUGAAGGCCAUGUGGGCAUCAAUGGGCAUAUAGAUGUAAAAUAA